This is a messenger RNA of Zeugodacus cucurbitae (melon fly), 3405 nucleotides long. RefSeq names its product peroxiredoxin-6. Lineage: Eukaryota; Metazoa; Arthropoda; Insecta; Diptera; Tephritidae. Gene Ontology annotation, biological process: regulation of transcription by RNA polymerase II; cellular oxidant detoxification; cell differentiation. Gene Ontology annotation, cellular component: cytosol; mitochondrion; nucleus. Gene Ontology annotation, molecular function: nuclear steroid receptor activity; zinc ion binding; RNA polymerase II cis-regulatory region sequence-specific DNA binding. The coding region runs from base 1092 to 3347 and encodes 751 amino acids. The transcript has 6 exons. The record is from RefSeq and is a predicted model, not a curated record.
UUGUGUUGAAGAGCACCAACAAUUUAACUUAUCAACAUUUAACCAUAACCGUUUCGCUGCGUGCUCAUCUCUACGCUUGUGCGCUCAUCUCAAGUGCGUUGUUGUUGUUGUUCUUCUUUCAUAUUAUUGAAAUUGUUUUUAUGCGAUUAAAUAACCAAAAUAUACAACAAACAAGUGUUUUCGUUAAACAAAAACACAAAAAAAAUCGGUUCUUUCUCUAUAAGAAGGUCGCUGUGCGUUUGCGGUGAUAAAACCCAAAUUGAGCCGACUAGUCAAUUGAUUAGCACGACGUCGAGGCAUUAAGUGAGUGCGUGAGAGAGUGAGUGAGUGAGUCAAUAAUAGUGUAAGAGCGUCUCUACCAGUGCGUUAGUGACUACAUUAAGCAUGAGCCGACUAGUGAGCAAGUGCGUUUAGCCAGCUAGUAGUUAGUAUACACUACAUACUAGCUGUUUAAAAAAUCCAACUGCAGACAGACAGACAGAUGAACAGAAAGCGCCGCACACCAAGUGGGCAAAAGCUGAAGCAGAUUGUGACUUGCGAAAAGAAAUGUAAAAGCAGCGCUGAAAGGCAUGGCAAACGUCAAAUAAAAAGCUAAAUAAAGAACUGCAAUAAUAGCGUGAACGUGUGUGGAUGGACUCGUACAUACAAACAUACGGUGUUUUUUCACACUCUCCACGCUCGUCGUCUGCUCUUCACCUUAGACAAUUUGCAAACUUAUACAAUUAUUUACAAAGCAACCCACUAACAACGUUGUAAAAAUCUGCGCUUUUGUCUUCUACUUUGUCAACGCUAGUGUCUCAGUUGUUUGUCUAGACUGCCUAGUGUUGCUGUCACUGCCGCCAACGGACGGACCUAUUGGCGCUCUCACCGUGCUUGGCGCAGCGCUAUUGGAUUAGUCGUGCUUUCGUCUCUUCGGCAGGUACAGUAAAAAAAACAGCAGUUGUUGUGCCGCAGCAGAAAACAGAGAAUUGCAAAUAAUAAAUAAUAAUUAUAAAAAUAAAAAUAAGUGAACAAAUUAAGUAAUUUAUGAGCGGAAUCGUCGAAAAAAUGGCGUUUUGUUGAUUUGUCUUUGUUGUUAAAAACGUGUUAAAAUGAAGGACCCAAAGAAACUUGUGCAAGCAGAUAAAAUAGAAGUAAAUAAUAAAAUGGAGAAUUUGGAAGGUGACUCAAAUGACAGAGAUGCCGAGGGACACAUGAUGCAUGGCAUUGAGCCGGCACUCUCGGCGCUCAGCAGCGCUUCCGCACACAGUCCAGGCGGCAGUCAAGCGCUGAGCCCCGCACUCAGCCUCAAUGGCGGCAAUAGCAAUAGCAAUGGCAAUUUAUCGACUAGUGGCAAUAAUACUGUAAGCAUUAACAACAACAACUCAUAUGCGCAAAAUAACAACGCACAAACCUCAACGGUUUGUGCAAUAUGUGGCGAUCGCGCCACCGGCAAACAUUACGGUGCUUCCAGUUGUGAUGGCUGUAAAGGGUUCUUUCGGCGCAGCGUGCGCAAGAAUCAUCAAUAUACCUGCAGAUUCUCACGCAAUUGCGUUGUGGACAAAGACAAACGCAAUCAGUGUCGCUAUUGUCGUUUACGUAAGUGCUUUAAAGCGGGCAUGAAGAAGGAGGCAGUGCAAAAUGAACGCGAUCGCAUUAGUUGUCGUCGCACGUCCAACGAAGAUCCUGAUCCGGGUAAUGGUUUGUCCGUCAUCUCGCUGGUUAAGGCAGAGAUCGAGAGUCGUCAGUCGAAGGCGGGUGCCGCCAUGGAGACCAAUCCCAAUGAAGAUCUAUCCAAUAAACAAUUCGCCAGCAUUAACGAUGUGUGCGAGUCGAUGAAACAGCAGUUAUUGACGCUGGUCGAGUGGGCCAAACACAUACCGGCCUUCAAUGAUCUACAGCUGGACGAUCAGGUGGCGCUACUACGCGCACAUGCGGGCGAACAUCUGUUGUUAGGGCUUUCGCGACGCUCCAUGCAUCUGAAAGAUGUGCUGCUGUUGGGCAACAACUGUGUCAUCACAAAGCAUUGUCCAGAUGCGCGUCUCUCGCCGAACUUGGAUAUUUCGCGCAUUGGCGCUAGAAUCAUAGAUGAGCUGGUGUUUGCGCUGCGCGAUGUGAAUAUAGACGAUACCGAAUUGGCAUGCAUUAAAGCACUGGUGUUUUUCGAUCCGAACGCCAAAGAUCUCAAGGAGCCACAGCGCGUCAAGACGUUGCGUCAUCAAAUCCUUAACAAUCUUGAAGAUUACGUGUCGGACCGACAAUACGAGUCACGCGGCCGUUUUGGCGAAAUACUCUUAAUACUGCCUGUACUGCAGUCCAUCACAUGGCAGAUGAUUGAACAAAUACAGUUUGCGAAAAUUUUCGGUGUCGCACACAUUGACUCGCUGCUGCAGGAAAUGCUACUCGGAGGUAUGUCUAGAUCACUCUUCCACGCACCGCACUAUUUCCACACUAUGCGUAAUUAUCUAAUGUACUCCACCUUUGAAGGUGAACUGGCCGACAAUUCGCCACUCUCGCCGCCCGGCAUAAAUAGUUACAGUCCCACACGCACUAUGGAUGGCAAUCAUGUGACGUCCACACUGGAUGUGCUCACCUCAAGCGCCAAUGCGGAUCAUUUGAGCGCUUGCAUGGACAGCAAUAGUUUGGAUGCACAAAUGAUGUCGCCACUACUUGAGAAUAUCUCAUCACCGCCCCCACAAUACAAUCAAAUGCGUUCAUAUCAGUCGUCACAGCGUACACCGCAACAGCAGCAACAACAACAAACAGUUAAUAAUAACACAAUAACAACACUACACACACGUUCCAUACAUUCACCACACCUACACGACACCGAUUCCAACAAUGUAGACAUGGUUAACGGUGCGGCUGCUGCCAACAGAUGCAUGGAUGAUAGCAGCAUGUAUACAAAUACAAAUGCCGUUAUGCGUCCACUAUCAACCAGCAGCAGCGCACACAAUAUGCCACAUAUGCCAUCAACGAAUAUGCAACAUCCACAUGCUGCAUCAUCACCUAGUCAAGCGAUGCAAACGGCUGCUUUGAUGCAACAACACUCACCGCCGCUGCAUCGCAAUCAUCCCUACCAAAGACCGCAAGAGCAGUUGAAUGCCGCACAACAUAAUAACGGUGCUGUGGCGCAACAGUUACGCAAUCCGGCGGAGAUGACACUGAACGAAUACAAUAGCGGCAGCGCGGAGGAGAUGUUGCGACGCGCGCCACUCAAAAUACGUGGACCGGAUGCAUUGAGCAGCGGCGCCGGUGGUGCGGGUGCUUAUAUGAUGGGUGGUGGCGGUGGUGUUGGUGGUGGACUGCAUGAUGGCGAGAAUGCGUAUCGCAUAACAUUGAAGCAGGAACCGGAAACGGGUUAUUGAAAAGCGUAAAGCGAUAGCUCUCUAUAUAAAAAUUAUGGCUGCAAACAACAACAAUAAG